GUGUUUAAUAGGGGAAGGAGGAAAGUAUUCAACGCCCAACUGCAGCGCAACAGUUCGGCUGAUGUUGCUAGGUGUGGUUCUGUUUAGCUGUUGAGUUCCAGUUGUCAACAUGUCCUUCGUCAGUUCAUUUCUCGAGCAGCUUGCCUAUCAGGGCAUGCAAGAGACCACAGUACAAGACAUCACAGAGGUACAAGGAACGGUGAAGCCCUAUGCUCAGUUUAACGCAGCUGCAGAUGCAGCCGUCCUGGACAAAGCUAUCAAAGCAAAAGGUGUGGAUGAGCCCACAAUCAUUGAUACACUGGUCCACAGGAGCAAUGCCCAGCGCCAGCAAAUUAAGGCUGCUUACCAGCAAGCCACUAGCAAGCCUCUAGAUGUCGCUCUGAAAAAUGCCCUGAAAGGUGAGCUUGAAGAUGUGGUUCUGGGUCUGCUGAUGACUCCAGCUCAGUAUGAUGCCUUCCAGCUCAAAUAUGCCAUGAAGGGUGCUGGCACAACUGAAGAUACUCUUAUUGAGAUUUUGGCGUCCAGGACCAAUAAGGAGAUCGGAGAUAUCAAACAGGUUUACAAACAAGAGUAUAAAAAGGACCUGGAGGCAGAUAUCAAGUCUGAUACAAGUGGAGACUUCAGGAAUGCCCUGCUUUCCCUCUGCAAGGCUACCAGAAGUGAGGACAAUAUUGUGAAAGAUGACUUGGCCGACAAAGACGCAAGGGCCUUGUAUGAAGCAGGAGAGAAGAGAAAAGGCACAGACUGUUCAGUGUUCAUUGACAUCCUCACUUCACGCAAUGGUCCUCAUCUGAGGAAAGUUUUUCAGCAGUACAACAAGUACAGUAAAGUGGACGUCGCCAAAGCCAUUGACCUAGAGUUAAAGGGUGAUAUUGAGAGCUGCUUGAUUGCUGUUGUGAAAUGUGUUUCAAACAAACCUGCUUUCUUUGCUGAGAAACUGAAUCUAGCAAUGAAGGGCUCUGGUUACAGAGGCAAGAUCUUGACCAGGAUAUUGGUGAGCCGCUCUGAGAUUGACUUGGCCAACAUCAAGCAAGAGUAUCAGAAGAAGUAUGGCAAGAGCCUCUACCAGGAUAUCCAGGAUGACACCAAAGGAGAUUAUGAGACGAUCCUGCUAGCAUUGUGUGGCAAUUAAUUUCUGUCAAGAAUAAAUGCAUACAGACGAAGAUCCACCAGAUGUCAAUAUAUGCAAUAAAAACCCCGUACACAACAAGCAACUAUAACAAAAUGAAAAACUUUUUGAUAAAUAAAGAUUCAUAAGAAAGAA
This is a messenger RNA of Danio rerio (zebrafish), 1264 nucleotides long. The record is from RefSeq and is a predicted model, not a curated record. Lineage: Eukaryota; Metazoa; Chordata; Actinopteri; Cypriniformes; Danionidae.